UCUAAAGUGGAGGAGCGUUUUUCUAGAGUGGAGGAGCAUUGGCCAGGGUUGUCAAGGAACGGUGGAACGUAAAUCGUAAUGGACUGGACGUCUCAAUCUUUUUGAUCCAAUUCUUGUUUCUUGGAUUAAAGAUGGGUAAACCGUGUCCAAACGGUACUUGGCGGUACACUCUGAUUGAUGAAUGCGUGGCCUGUGAAACGUUAUGCCAUCAGCCAAUGUGUACCGAGCACUGUGUGGCUAACUGCACCGCCAUGGGAGGCCACUACUACGACCUCGGGCGGCAUCAGUGCAUCCGCUGUGCCGACCUGUGCGGGAGGCACCCGCAGGAGUGCAGCCAGUAUUGCCUCAGUGAGUACCCCCACACCCCCACCCCCAGACACUCCCAGGUUCACUCAGCUGUCCUGCUGCCUGUCUCCAUCCCCCUGCUGUACUCCCUGAUGGGCCUUUGUGUCCUCGUGCUGCUGUGUAUCCUGGGCCUCUCUCUGCUGGUGUUCCUGAGAACAGCCAGAAAGAGAAGCCCAAGGCCGGUGAAGCCUGGGCCCUCGGUGAUCCCCCAGCUGGUGGGAAACGUUCAGCAGAGGGGCCGGGAUGAUGGCCAAGGCGACGGGGGGGAGAAUGGGAGGAUGUAUAAGCAGCCCCUGUCCGCCUGCACAUCCAACCCCACGGAGAGCUGCGAGUGCACCCACUGCUUCCCGGACCUCAGAGUCCCGUGUCGGGGGGCAGUGGGUGAGGCCAAGCUAAUCUACUCCCUCCACCAGCAGACCUCCUCCUCCUUCUCCUCCCCUCAGCACAGCGGCACCGGGUGGGGUCAAGAGGAGCAGGGCCGUUGGGGCAAUCCGAGGUGGAUUCGGGGAGAUCCAAGCCUGUGAAAUGACUUGGAAACCCACUGGCGCUUCAUUUACCAUCUACUAUGUAGUCCAUGUCUUUGGGAGAUAUUAGCCACGCUUAUUAUACAAAGCAACUGAUAUAUUAGUGAGGUGUUGCAGAGAUUGAGGAUGGAGUCCUCCACCUUAGCCUCUACACCUGUGAUUCCAGAAACUGUGGGUUAGACAACAAAAUCUAUAUUUUGGUUUGUUUGUUAUAAAAAAAAACAUGGUACAUAAUAUGAUACCAUGGUAUGACUUAUUUUGAUAGCUGUACCUAUGGUGUGGUUCCAGAACACUUUCGACAAGUAGGCUUUUACCGUCUGUACACUAUACUCUUGCCCCAGGCUACCAACAUUGUGGUCUGGUUUUGGAGGCGAGAGGGCAACCUACCCAUCCCUAUAUCCCCUGGCAUAGCAAGCUGCCAAGCAACAGAUGAUAGAGCCUAAAGGAUUGAGAGGAGCCUUAUCGUUUGUUAUCUUGGGCUAAGUGAGUUAUGGUUAUUCACCGGUGUUACCCUUUUAGUCGUGAGUACUAUUCUCUGGUGAAGGGUACAAUCUAAGGCUGUAGAUAGAACUUUUCGUUGUGGAAAAACUCACUUCUCUUCACGCUUUGAUUGUUUUUCUUUAGAUACACAUGAUUCUAUCUAAACCUCUAAACCAUCUAAAGUUCAAACACAUGUUUUUCUAUUAACUAUAGUUGGGAUGAACCCAAUAACGAUGUCAGCCCUCGAAGACUUUUGGCUGUAAAAAAUCAAGAGAUUGUUUAAAGUCGAUUCAUUUGUGUCAAACUUUGUACAAAUAAGAGUAUUCUUAUGUGUCUGUAUGAAAUAAAUCGGUGUGACAUAAUGUGUCAUUGUGUGAAUAACUCUACAGCACACGGUUAAUAUUAGAGGUAUAGGUUUUUAUUUUUAAGGGGACAUA
Gadus chalcogrammus (walleye pollock) is the source of this 1786-nucleotide messenger RNA. Its product is annotated as tumor necrosis factor receptor superfamily member 13B. The record is from RefSeq and is a predicted model, not a curated record. Gene Ontology annotation, cellular component: plasma membrane. The transcript is spliced from 5 exons. Bases 132 to 869 code for a protein of 245 amino acids. NCBI's taxonomy places the organism in Eukaryota, Metazoa, Chordata, Actinopteri, Gadiformes, Gadidae.